AUCGCGGUGGCCUCGCGCGGUUGUUCGCCACCAACCUCAAACCAACCAAGCAACCAACCCACCACCACACUCCGGUCCACGCCCUCCACCACCACCCGCCGCCGCCGCCGCCCAAAACCCUUCUCCCUCCCGGCGGCCAUGGCGUUCCCGUCGCCGAACUCCCUCUCCGCGGCGUCCCACCCUACGUCCUCCUCCUCCUCCUUCCACCUCCACCUGCAGCUGCAGCAACCCGUCCCCCACCUCCCCUUCCCGCGCUCCCUCCCGCUCAACCUCCCCGUCCUCCGCCUCGCCCGCCCCCUCCUCCCUCCCGCCCCGCUAGCCUCCUCCGGAAGCGGCGGCAUCGGCAUCGGCGGCGGAGGCGAUGACGACGAGGGUCGCGACAACGCGGGCGGAGGAGACGGCGGCGACGACGACGCGUCGGUCAACAGGAGGGAGGCGCUGUUCGUGCUGGCGCAGCUGGGGCGGAAGCUCGAGAGCCUCCCGGCCGACCUCGCCGCGGCCAUCGAGGGCGGCCGCGUCCCCGGGGAGAUCGUGCAGCGGUUCGCCGACCUCGAGAAGUCGGGACUCUUCCGCUGGCUGCUCCAGUUCGGCGGCUUCAAGGAGCGCCUCCUCGCCGACGACCUCUUCCUCGCCAAGGUCGCCAUGGAGUGCGGCGUCGGAAUCUUCACCAAGACUGCAGCAGAGUAUGAGCGAAGGAGGGAAAACUUUGUCAAAGAGCUUGACUUUGUGAUUGCAGAUGUGGUCAUGGCAAUAGUUGCAGACUUUAUGUUGGUUUGGCUUCCUGCUCCAACAGUGUCUCUGCAGCCACCACUAGCAGUAAAUGCAGGAUCUAUUGCUAAAUUCUUCCACAAUUGCCCAGAUAAUGCCUUCCAGGUUGCUUUGGCUGGAACAUCAUACUCCCUUUUGCAGCGCGUAGGAGCUAUUAUGAGGAAUGGUGCAAAACUUUUUGCAGUGGGAACUAGUGCAUCCCUGAUUGGAACUGGUGUGACCAAUGCACUGAUAAAAGCACGAAAGGCUGUUAGUAAGGAUUUUGAAGGGGAAAGCGAGGAUAUUCCAAUUGUAUCAACUAGUGUUGCCUAUGGUGUAUACAUGGCCGUUUCCAGUAACCUCAGGUACCAAAUCCUGGCUGGAGUGAUUGAACAGAGGAUGCUCGAGCCAUUACUACACCACCACAAACUAGUGUUGAGUGCACUGUGCUUUGCUGUUCGAACAGGGAACACAUUCUUGGGUUCUCUACUGUGGGUUGACUAUGCCAAGUGGAUAGGCAUACAAUAGGUUCGAACUUUGAAUAUAGAUCUGAAAUUGCGAGUCAUUAGCAAAUACCAUGCAGACUCUGAACACUUACGACUCCCGUUUGGCGCAAGAAAAUCUAGGACAGAUUUCGGUUUUUAUGGAACUGAAGCCCGAAGGAAAAGGGUAAUUUGUCGAAUUCCCAUGAACAAGUGAUUGGAUUGUUAGUGGUGGUUUGUGCGUUCUGUUUUGUUGAAUUGGAUUCCUUUGAAGCAAUAAUUUUGCCGUCAUUUAUUUGGUGCGCACGUUCUUGUGUUUGGGACCAUUGCAUUCUUUGUUUCGUAACGCACAAGAAGAGGCCUCUCGUGUUAAAAAGACCUUCAGUAUGAUCCUGCAGGCAUGAGGUCAAUUUUAUAAGCAGCUGGCAAAAUUUGAAUUAA
Molecule: messenger RNA, 1670 nt
Organism: Oryza sativa Japonica Group (Japanese rice)
Lineage: Eukaryota; Viridiplantae; Streptophyta; Magnoliopsida; Poales; Poaceae
Product: protein RETICULATA-RELATED 4, chloroplastic
Source: RefSeq, a predicted model, not a curated record